Molecule: messenger RNA, 1479 nt
Organism: Micropterus dolomieu (smallmouth bass)
Lineage: Eukaryota; Metazoa; Chordata; Actinopteri; Centrarchiformes; Centrarchidae
Gene: pianp
Product: PILR alpha associated neural protein
Exons: 6
Coding region: 94-771 (225 amino acids)
Biological process (GO): regulation of immune response
Cellular component (GO): membrane
Source: RefSeq, a predicted model, not a curated record
CCUUCCUCUCGGUCUCCCUCUCUCAUUCCCUCUCUCCACUGCCAGAGAGAGAGAUGAGUGGAGGAGCGGAGUCUCAGUGAAUAGAGCGAAGCGAUGGAGAGAUGCUCCAUCUCUCUUGUCGCACGACUGACUGCCCUCCGCUGGCUCGUUUCCCUCCUCCUGGUUGCUCUGGUGACACAGCCCUCCACCUGUAACCGUGACGACAGUGAGGGCGAGGAGCAGGUGGACGCCCUGUCGGUCCAGCUGUCCGUCACCGCCCAGGUCACACCCACCCCUCUGUGGGCUGUGGUCUGGGGUCCCACGCAGCCUCUGGAGGAUGAGACCUACCACUUCCUCUCUACCCAGGAAACUGACCCCCUGCACCAGCAUGGGAACCAGCAGGAAGCCAACACCGCCACGUCCAAGGACUGGCCUUAUCCUGGUGCAAGUAUGCAGCCCAGAGAGGAGGCACCGCUGGAGUCUAGGAACCAGGAGGGAGUGGAGGACGGAGGGACGGAGGCGGAGGAGACGGAGCCUGAGGAAGUGGACCCUCAGUUCUACGUCACCGUGACCAUCUCCUCGCUUCUCAUCCUGACAGCAGUCGUCAUUACAUCCAAACUCUGUUACGAUCGCAGCUGUUCCCAGCAUCCGCCCCCGCUUUCCCGUGGCGUGGCUCCCCCCCUCUCCCUCGCGCUCCCUCGUUCCCUCGCUUCGGAGGACAGCCGGCAGACGUUGCACAGCACCUCCUCCUCCUUCGCCGACAGGGAGAGGAUCCCAGUUGUGAACCUCUGAGGUGACUGUUUUUCCAUAUGGUAAACAUUUCUAUGGGGCCUGAGGACGAACAUCAACAUGACCAGAGGGUGUGCCCACAGCGCUGUUUUAUUUUCUCUGAAACUGUGAAAUGAAUUCAGGGAUCCCAGGUAUCCAGCCAUCCUAAAACUCCUCAGCUCCCCUGAGGUCUAAAAAACCCAAACUCAUCUCCCCGCUGCUCCCCCACCCCCUUCCUUCCGUCCUUCCUCUGUGCUCGGUGUAAAUUUCUUUUAUGUGGCGCCGCGUCAUUUUAACCUGCUCCCUGUUUUCCAUCGCCUGUAUGGCCCCCGAGCUCUGCCAAGUUACCCAUCCACGCUACGCUUCGACCUGCCAUGACUAAUUCACAAACAAGCAGUUUAACCGCCAUGCUACAUCCCAUUAACCCAGAUAUGCCCUACCUGUGCUUCCACAACUGUUUCCAGUGAUCCAGCUGCACAUGAGAAGCCGUUCAGUAUUAAUUCUAACCUAGCUGACUGUUCUUUUAUGAAAUGAUGCUCAAAUUCAGUUCAGUCUAGCAGGCUUGUAUCUGGGUUGUAAAUGGUUAAAAAAAGCCAUUCUCAGCAUCUCCAAAUACUGAACGGGGUAUUUCACAAAGCUGUUUGGCACGGCUGUAGCCAACAGGCAAUGUGUUUAACAUGUCACGCUCCAAAAACUGCUGUUUAUUCCCCGCUUUGGGCGCCUGAAAUGCAA